AUGAAUAAGCUUUUAGAUUUGGGGGAAAGCGAUGUUCGUAUGGUAGGGGUAUGGGGAACUGGUGGAAUAAGUAAGACCACAAUUGCUAAAGCUGUUUAUAAUUCAAUUGCCCACAAAUUUGAAGGUUGUUCCUUUUUGGCAAACGUUAGAGAAAGGUCAACGUCGCAUGAAGGUUUAGCCAAACUACAAAAGACUCUUCUUUUUGAGAUUCUAAGGGGAAAAAAAUUGAAGGUGACCAAUGUUGAUAAAGGAGUCACUAUGAUAAAGGAAUGGUUGAGGCGUAGAAAGGUUCUCUUGGUUCUUGAUGACGUGGAUGACAUGGAACAGUUACACAAGUUAGUUGGGGCAUGUGAUUGGUUUGGUGUAGGCAGUAGAAUUAUCAUAACAACAAGGGAUAAGCAACUGUUAACUGCUCAUGAGGUUAAUUUAAUUCAUGAGUUCAAGAUUUUAGAUAACCAUAAAGCUCUUGAGCUCUUCUAUUGGCAUGCCUUCAGAAGAAGUGGGCCUCCUUUGGGUGAUUAUGUGAAACUUGCAGAACGUGCAAUACGCUAUGCUCAAGGCCUUCCUUUGGCCUUGAAAGUUCUCGGUUCUUGUCUAUGUGGUGGAAGUAUAGAUAAAUGGGAAGCUGCAUUACAUGGUUUCAAAAGCCCGAAAAUUCAAGAUGUUCUCAAAAUAAGUUACAAUGCAUUGGAUCAUAGCAUACAUGAGGUUUUCCUUGACAUUGCAUGUUUCUUUAAGGGUAAAAGUAGAAAUUGUGUGAUAGAAAUACUUGUAGCUUGUGGCCUCAACGCUAGUUAUAGCAUUGAAGUACUCAUAGAAAAGGCCCUCAUAAGUGUUGAACAUGGAGAUUAUAUUCGGAUGCAUGACUUAUUAGAAGAGAUGGGUAAGGACAUAGUUGAGCAAGAAUGUCCGCUCCAAUAUUUUCCACCCAAUUUUCGUCCAAAGGGACUAGGAUUGCUCAAUCUGCCUUACAGCCGCACUAAACAACAAGGGGAGGGAUUGAAGCAUUUCACAAAGUUGACAUCUUUGAAUUUAGAGCGCUCUGAAUUCCUAACUGAAAUCCCCGACCUAUCCGGCAGCCCAAACUUAAGGUACUUGAAUGCUAGUUAUUGUGGAAGUUUAGUUGAGGUUCAUCCAUCUGUUGGAUAUCUUGAUAAACUUCAAGUAUUGGAUUUUUGUGGCUGCCGUGAACUCACCAAGUUUCCAAAUAAAGUUUGGUGGAAAUCUCUGAAAGAGUUGGGUCUUAGAGAUUGCAUAAAGUUGGAGAGUUUCCCAGAAAUUGUGGACAAAAUGAAAUCCUUAAUUGAAUUGGACCUUGGGAGAACUGCUAUAAAAGAGUUGCUUGCAUCAACUGAACAUCUCAUUGGGCUGAAAAUUUUGGUCUUAUCUGGACGUCCUAUAAAAGAGUUGCCUUCCUCAAUUGGACAUCUAACUGCGCUUGAACAGUUAUAUUUAAAAAGAACUGCAAUAGAAGAGUUGAUAAACACAUAA
This is a messenger RNA of Prunus avium (sweet cherry), 1491 nucleotides long. Lineage: Eukaryota; Viridiplantae; Streptophyta; Magnoliopsida; Rosales; Rosaceae. The record is from RefSeq and is a predicted model, not a curated record.